AUGGAAUUACAGCAUUCAUCUACAUCAGAUGGCCCCGGCUGGCCCUCUGCACGCGUGCCUGCCGAGGUUUUUUGGGUAAUCGCAUCCUACCUACCGGAUAGAAAGGAUGUUGGGGCAAUGCGCCUCGUUAACCGAGAGUUCAACACGAAGGUCAUAGGUUAUUUCAUGAAACAGCUGGUUAUCAGCUUUGGACCGGAGCAGAGCAUGAAAUUUGCCAAAGAUGCAGGCCUCAGCAGCAUGUCUUCUGCGUUCGACAUGGCGGAGAGCGUCAUGAAGACAUAUCUUUUCCGAUCCUUCGCGUCACACAUACAGCAUCUGGGACUCGCUCUUAAGUUGGGCGAGUCCGAGCUGGCCUCUCCGGACGUUCAUGACUUCGAGGAAAUUGAGAUUCGUAAUGGAAAAGCCUACAGACGAUUUGUGUCGCCCGUUAAGCCUCGUACUCAGCCCGAGACACCCUUAGAGAAAGUGUUGACGGCACUGGAGAAUUUUCAGGGCGUUUUUCGUCUCUUGAGCGCGGCUACCAAUGUUCAAGAGCUCGCGCUAUCUUGUGCUGGGGGUUUGGGUUAUCUCCAAGGACCCGACGUGAACCCAUUGCAACCCCCGGGAAGACUGCCAAUAUUCAGCAAGCAGAAUGCAGUUCAGAUGACCGAGGACACCUCUAUCCAGAUCAUGUACGACAAGCCGUACAAGCUGGAAGUUAUGGAACGCAAGUUAGCCGCCGCCGGGAUUGAGCCCGCAGAUAUCCAGGGAAAGAUUGCUAAGCUUCUUGAAUUCGAAGGCAUGACCUUGAAGGAGUUGACAUACGAGCGCCGAGCUAGAGCUCCCCUCCCCCUGAGCCGCUUUCAGGGUAAGGUUACUCGUCCAAGGGCGUUCAACCACAAGUUCCGCUUGCAGCCUGACCAGCUGACUGUAUCCCAAAUGUGGUACAUUAAUCAGCACUUGACCGCAGAGAACGCCUUGGUCCAGUCUUUCAUACUCACGAUGCUUGACAACAGCACAGCAUUUACGAAUUUGACCAAGUUGAACCUUGCGCGUAUUCCGAGCUUCCACCUCGACAGCCUGUGCCGCGACGACUUUUGGGACUCUUUGCCGCAAGUGAAGGACGUCGCUCUGGGCGUCAUUCCUGACUGGAGAAGCGUGCAGCCAGAAGGCCCGUACGUCAUGAGUGCGAGACAAGUAUAUCCUACGGAUGCGAUCCCUAAGGUCUUCGAGUUGCUGGAGAAGUACAUCGGCAAACGGCCGAAUAUCGAACGCCUCCACUUUGAGUGGCAUUGCGGUGGCGAGUUAGCCGCCGGACUGGCGCACAGGGAUUGCCAUAUCCUACCGGCGCCCUUCAUCAAGCAGCACCGAAUGGUGAUAGAUUCAAGACAGGAGAAUCUUCUCAUCCUGCCUUACAUCACCCACCUAUCUCUGAAGAAUUGCUGGUUUGCGCCCAACGUGUUUUACCGCGUCAUGGACGCCAUGUCUGAGCACGGUCUCGAGUCGCUUGAGCUGGAGACGGUCUCACUUAGUGGACCUCCCAUUCUUAGAGACACCAUGCGAGACGCCGACCCAAAUGUCUUCCAAGUCGAUGUUCCCGCAAAUCAUGGCAAUAGUGGUGAACCGGCGUACUCCAUUCGAGCUGGUCACUUUUUGUCUUGGAGCGCUAUCCUAGACGCCCUGGCACCGGUACAGACCAUCUCAGACGCCAUCUACAAUCUGAUAAACCCAUCUUCGAACUUUCGAAUCAAGAAGGGCUACAAGAUCCAGAGGCUCGUCUUCAAGUCCUGCGGGUACGUCACCGUGCCCGACGAGCGCUUCAUCUCGAGCCGACGAUUCGACCAUCCUCGACGCUCCAGGGACGAGAGCGGCGCAGACCUACGCCCGCUUUUGCAGAAGAACGAGAAGAAGUUGCGAGCGAUGGAACAGUUCCUCCAGGUCUCCACCGAUCGACAUCUGGCCCAGAUCGCCCACUUGAUCGACCCGGCCGAAGAAGCGGCCAUGAAGCGGGUGUACGGAUUCCAGACGGGAUGGGACGGGGUCUACGACGAAGCCACGAUCAACGCCGCCAAGCGUGACGGCGCCCUCUUCCCUGGCCUCGGCCGCUACUCCGGAACGAUCGAACGCGUCCCGGACGUUGUGGCAGAGGAUGAUGACGAACAGCUUGACUACAAGAUUUUCACAUUGCCCUUCGAGCAGGGUUACGAUGACACAGUUGGUCUAAAUAUCCUGCUGGGCAAUCUUGAGAGAUCCUACAUGUAUCUGCAUCACGGCUAACUGGCCCUGAGCUACGCGGAUAACACUCACAAUGGACCUAUGUAUGAAAGGUCACGGGAUUUGAUCUUCGCUUCGUGCUGGCCUUACUUUCCUUUUCACUGACUACGGCGUACGUUUUCGGCUUGCUGUUUCCCUCUCUGCACGACCGCAUGUGCAUCGGGCGGCGUAUGGGCUUUGAGAAGGCAGCUG
Molecule: messenger RNA, 2445 nt
Organism: Annulohypoxylon truncatum
Lineage: Eukaryota; Fungi; Ascomycota; Sordariomycetes; Xylariales; Hypoxylaceae
Exons: 2
Coding region: 1-2256 (751 amino acids)
Source: RefSeq, a predicted model, not a curated record